Molecule: messenger RNA, 1110 nt
Organism: Trichophyton rubrum CBS 118892
Lineage: Eukaryota; Fungi; Ascomycota; Eurotiomycetes; Onygenales; Arthrodermataceae
Exons: 3
Coding region: 1-1110 (369 amino acids)
Biological process (GO): chromatin organization
Cellular component (GO): nucleus
Source: RefSeq, a predicted model, not a curated record
AUGUCUGCACCCUCUGAACCGCCUAGCAGGACCUCAACGCCCCGGUCUUUCACGAACCAGUCGACCACCGCAGAAGACCUCUUUAAGUCGCAAACAGUUGGCUUGGUGAAACUGUCAGAUUAUCGAAAAAGACGAGCUGAAGUCCUUGAACAAAAAGAACGAGAAGCACACGAUAAGUCCUUAGGCAGGUUUACCCCCGGGACAUCCAGGAGUGGCACACCAUCGGCAGGAGACAAGGCAGACGGUGAGCAGAGUGACGAGCCGCUGAAGAAGAAGAAGAAGAAAGUUCGAGCCCUCGCAAAGAGUAAGCUUUCGUUUGGCAAUGAUGAAGAUGAGGGAGAGACUGAGGAUACACCCAAUAUAUCUCGCGAUCCAAGUGAAAGCAGGUCUCGGUCGGGCACACCGCGCGAGUCGAGCCCAAAACCAUCUCGGCGGUUAGCUCCAAAUCCGCAUUUGACACUUCCUCGACCGAAACUAGUAACAAAAUCUGCUCUUGAAGCAGAGUCAAAGGCUAGGGAUGCUCUCCGGCGAGAGUUUCUAGCCCUCCAAGAAGUAGUCAAGGCGACUGAGAUAGUGAUACCGUUUAUCUUUUAUGACGGAACAAAUAUACCGGCUGGUCAGGUUACUGUGAAGAAAGGAGACCCUGUAUGGUUGUUUCUUGAUCGGUGCCGGAAAGUCGGUGCAAAGCUAGGGCUUGCAGGUGCUGGAGGUGCGGCAAGGGGACGAAAGGACCACCGCAGAGAAUGGGCUAGAGUAGGAGUCGACGAUCUCAUGUUGGUUAGAGGCGGAGUCAUUAUCCCACACCACUAUGAGUUUUACUACUUCAUUGCCAAUAGAAUAUCCAAUUUCUCCGGCAACGGCGGGCUACUGUUUGACUACUCGGAUGCUGCGCCGCCAACUUCCUCCGAUAAUAACAGCAACGCAACGCCUGUGCCCGAAGGGAAGGACGCAGACCCAACCCUUACGAAGGUUGUAGAUAGACGGUGGUUCGAACGGAACAAGCAUAUUUUUCCAGCAAGUCUCUGGCGUGAAUACGAACCCGGACCCGAAUUUGAAGAGAAGAUGCGUGGAGUCCGACGGGAUAACCAAGGGAACGCAUUUUUUUUCUAG